This is a messenger RNA of Pygocentrus nattereri (red-bellied piranha), 3128 nucleotides long. It is a transcript of the gene hif1an, whose product is annotated as hypoxia inducible factor 1 subunit alpha inhibitor. Lineage: Eukaryota; Metazoa; Chordata; Actinopteri; Characiformes; Serrasalmidae. The transcript has 8 exons. The record is from RefSeq and is a predicted model, not a curated record. Gene Ontology annotation, biological process: peptidyl-aspartic acid hydroxylation; negative regulation of Notch signaling pathway. Gene Ontology annotation, cellular component: cytoplasm; nucleus. The coding region runs from base 242 to 1306 and encodes 354 amino acids. Gene Ontology annotation, molecular function: peptidyl-histidine dioxygenase activity; [protein]-asparagine 3-dioxygenase activity; ankyrin repeat binding.
UCCAGAAAACCGCCGCACGCAGCGCCGCCCGCCGCUAUUGCCAAGCAAAUCUCACAUCGUCCCGUCCGCGAUGCUCAGUUACCUGUUAGCUAGCUAACUAAGCUGUCCUCAGAGUUCUCAGCAGCUCUGAACCACUUAGGUUGCUUGUGCAUGUUCGUCUGUGUAACUCAUAUCAGGAAAACGAGCAGGACUGUCUGCGAGGACAAUCUUCAUUCGCGCAGAGAGAGAGACGGAGGAGGAAAUGGCAACGGCCACAGUGGUAGAAGCCGACCCUACGUCCAACGACGGUGCUAGCGCUUUUUCAGGUGUUCAUAGUCCAGGCUGGACUGACUCUCAGCUUCGAAAGUACCCCUUCCAAACAAGACAGAUCCCUCGUCUGUCUCAUACGGACCCCCGCGCAGAGAUCCUUAUCGACAACGAGGAGCCUGUCGUGUUAACAGAUACCAACUUGGUGUACCCUGCACUCAAGUGGGACACAAAUUACUUGCAAGAGAAUAUUGGGAAUGGGGACUUCUCAGUGUACAUUUCUGAAAACCACAAAUUCUUGUAUUAUGAUGAGAAGAAAAUGUCAAACUUCGAGAACUUUGUGCCAAAGUCACGCCGAAUAGAAAUGAAGUUUUCAGAGUUUGUAGAAAAGAUGCAUCAAACAGAAGAGCAGGGUGGAAAAGAGAGAGUAUACUUGCAACAAACCCUGAAUGACACAGUUGGGCGAAAAAUUGUUGUGGAUUUCCUGGGAUUCAACUGGAACUGGAUCAACAAGCAGCAAACCAAAAGAAACUGGGGACAGCUAACGUCUAAUCUGCUGCUCAUAGGCAUGGAAGGAAAUGUGACACCAGCACAUUAUGAUGAGCAGCAAAACUUCUUCGCACAAAUCAAAGGUCACAAAAGGUGCAUCCUCUUUCCUCCAGACCAGUUUGAGUGUCUCUACCCCUUCCCUGUUCAUCAUCCAUGUGACAGGCAGAGCCAGGUUGAUUUUGAAAACCCUGAUUAUGAAAAGUUUCCAGAAUUUAAAAAUGUCCUGGGAUAUGAGGCUGUUGUUGGACCAGGUGAUGUACUGUACAUCCCAAUGUACUGGUGGCAUCACAUUGAGUCCUUGUUAAAUGGAGGAGUAACAAUUACUGUCAACUUCUGGUAUAAGGGAGCUCCCACUCCAAAGAGGAUAGAAUACCCACUGAAAGCACAUCAGAAGGUGGCCAUUAUGAGGAACAUUGAAAAGAUGUUGGGAGAGGCCUUGGGGGACCCACAUGAGGUUGGCCCAUUACUGAACAUGAUGAUCAAGGGACGAUACGAGCAAGGUCCCAGUUAAUUGGCAGGAGACAGAUUUGUAUGAUGUCGGAGGGAGAUGCUGUAUAAUAGAGUGUAGGGAUGUGAAUGUAUGCUUGUCUGUACAUUCAGACUGUUGAUUUGACAGUGUCUGGCAGUGUUUUGACUGCCUCUAUUUAAGUGUGCUUUGAUUGUCUCAAGCCAUUGUCUUGUUACUCCAACAUCUAUUCAAGGAAGGUACCACUAGAGAGAACUUGUUCCGUCUUUUGAGUCCUCAUAAGCAUAGUGUGAUGCAUUCUGCUGCAUGAUAUGAUGCAAUGAAAAAGACAAAAAAAAACAACAAACAUUCAAAGCACAGCUGCACCUAUCUUGGUGCCUCUCUUUGUUGGUUCCAUCUUCGGAUGAGCAAGGUGCCAUAGCAAAGUACUGAAUUCCUACAGUUUGGAGUCCUCAUUUAUAAGCAAGGCACAUCACAAAAGAUUGUAGUUAUAAGACCACUUGUAGUGAGCCUUGUCUAGAAGCACUUUUACAAUUGCUGAAUUUUACAGUGUACUGUAAUUUGUGCAAAAUACAAGACUUUUGAAAUUAGUGCAGACUCCCCACUUUCCUAGAUAUAGCUGUUCUAUAGCCUAAAAUGAAUUUGUCAGUAGUUUUGUAGUUAACAGGAGCAGUCCGCAGGAAGUAUCGUUUUAAAACACUGAAGGAAUGUUUGGCCCUGUCAUAGCUGGAAUGAAGUUUGGUAAUUGCUGAGUAUUUCUACAUUUGUUUUUUAAAUCUUUUGUGUACAUUCAGGCAUAUAUUUUAUUUACUUUUUUGUUUGACUUGUUUAUUUGUUUGAAUGUAACCUUAUUUUACAUGUGGUACAAUUUCAGGACUGUAACUGCAAGUGAGGGCAAAUAUGUAAUUUAAUAUACAUUAUUUACAAGGCAUUAAUAUCAACUCUUUUGCCAUCUGAUUUCAAUAAACGAUAUUUCAUAGGUAAAAAUUAAUCUGUCCUAUGCAGGAGUGAAAUAUACCCAUCACACCUUUGAUGAUCUUGGAUCUGAAAAUGAAUAUUAUACUUGUGAUUUGAAGUUGCUAUAGUAUUUUUUAAAGAAUGCUAUAAUCUUAAUUCUACAAACAAAAAGUCUCCAGUUUGCUUGUUACCACAUUUUGAUCUUUCUAAUAGAGAUUUAAUUAACCAACUUAUUUAUCCAUUAACCUGUCCAUAUACUGUUGUUAUCCUGUGAUCUAAGUAAUAUUGCAUUUGCAUGUAAGAAUUUGUUUACAUUGGCUGUGGUACUUUGUUUGUUUUCAUCUGAAAAGAAAAGAAAUAGCAUUGAUAAAUAUUUCACAGAAUCAGCUUGUUUAUUCAGCCUGCACUCAUAGUUUUGAUCAUAUUUUGGGUGCCAUGCAUUGAAACAUGUUACAAAGUAGUGACAGUCUUUAUAAUAUAGCUUCUUGUAUAUGUGCCAAAUUCAUUUUCCUAAUGUGGAGUUAUCUGAAAGUGCUUGAAUACAAUUGUUGGAUUUAGUUGAACAAUUAAUGUUUAAGUAUUAUCUUAAAGUUUUGAUAACAGCAUUUUAUAGCUUGUUUAUAAUGGCAAUUGGAAGAAUGAGAUUGUUAGUAUAGCACUUAAAUUAACUGGGGAUUCUAAGCGCAAGAGCACUUAGUAAAUAUUAAAUCUUCCCAAAAAAUAUUGUACAGAGCACUUGGGACUGCUUGUAAUUUCUUACUGAAGGAUGAAUAUAAAUGUGACCGUUAUUUCAGGCAGUAACUAAAAUCUGUAAUUUCUAUCUGUAAAAACAGUUUGGAAGAUUUAAGUCUACUACUUUUAAAAAAAAAAAAGUGAGAAGUAGUAAGUGUGGCUUGGUGACUGACAUGAA